AAGCCGGCAUUAUCUACGCACAUGAAUCUGUCACGCGAAGAUAUGCUGAAGAACAUGGAGGAGUUGUCGUUGGCAUCGUGGUUGCUUCUUCUAUGGAAACAUUCUCCCCUGUCUCAAUACGUGUAGCCGAAACGGCUAAGGAUCCAGUGGUCCUCUUGUCAGAUAAAUACAAGUUUCGUCUUUAUAUUCUUAAUACGGUUCUCGAUAGUCGAAGGGAAG
Molecule: messenger RNA, 219 nt
Organism: Scutellospora calospora
Lineage: Eukaryota; Fungi; Glomeromycota; Glomeromycetes; Diversisporales; Gigasporaceae
Source: the annotation of a GenBank genome assembly